This is a messenger RNA of Sinocyclocheilus grahami, 2146 nucleotides long. RefSeq names its product solute carrier family 7 member 8b (gene slc7a8b). The record is from RefSeq and is a predicted model, not a curated record. Gene Ontology annotation, cellular component: membrane. The transcript is spliced from 11 exons. Gene Ontology annotation, biological process: neutral amino acid transport; amino acid transmembrane transport. Gene Ontology annotation, molecular function: L-amino acid transmembrane transporter activity; neutral L-amino acid transmembrane transporter activity. Lineage: Eukaryota; Metazoa; Chordata; Actinopteri; Cypriniformes; Cyprinidae. The coding region runs from base 53 to 1561 and encodes 502 amino acids.
AGUUACGGAGACUCUCAACAUUAAGCACAGAGUUGCUGCUGUCUGUGUGAAAAUGAGCAGCAGUGGCACCCGACGCAGGGCUGCAUCAGUGCCAGACACAGACACCGACGACGGAGAACCAGCAGUGACCUUGAAGAAAGAGAUCGGACUCCUCAGUGCAUGUGGCAUUAUUGUGGGUAACAUUAUUGGGUCUGGGAUCUUUGUAAGUCCAAAGGGUGUUUUGGAAAAUUGCAGCUCAGUGGGUCUGGCUCUCAUAGUGUGGACUCUCACUGGCGUCAUCACUGCCAUCAGUGCUCUGUGCUAUGCUGAACUGGGAGUCACAAUCCCAAAGUCAGGUGGAGACUAUUCCUAUGUUAAGGACAUCUUUGGAGGGCUAGCUGGGUUUCUAAGGCUGUGGAUUGCAGUGUUGGUGAUCUAUCCAACUAACCAGGCUGUGAUUGCCCUCACAUUUGCCAAUUACGCAUUGCAGCCUCUCUUCCCUUCCUGCUUCCCUCCAGAGAGAGCGCUGGGUCUGCUCGCCGCCGUCUGCCUGUUGCUGUUAACUUGGAUAAACUGCUUCAGUGUCCGCUGGGCGACUCGUGUACAGGAUGUGUUCACCACAGGCAAACUCCUCGCCCUCUGCCUCAUCAUCAUCAUGGGCGUUGUGCAGAUCUGCAAGGGUCAUUUUUAUUGGUUGGAGCCAGAACAUGCAUUUCAUCCUCUCCAGCCCUAUGACAUGGGCCGCAUUGCACUGGCUUUCCUUCAGGGCUCCUUCGCUUAUGCAGGCUGGAACUUUCUUAAUUAUGUAACAGAAGAGCUCAUUGACCCCUACAGGAACCUGCCUCGUGCAAUUUUCAUCUCAAUCCCUCUGGUCACUUUUGUCUAUGUAUUUGCGAAUAUUGCAUAUGUUACAGCUAUGAGCCCUCAGGAGCUGAUGGCCUCCAAUGCUGUUGCUGUGACAUUUGGUGAAAAGCUGCUUGGGGUGAUGUCAUGGAUCAUGCCCAUCUCUGUGGCUCUGUCCACCUUCGGAGGGGUUAAUGGGUCCCUUUUCACAUCAUCCAGGUUAUUCUUUGCAGGUGCGAGAGAAGGACAUCUUCCCCGUCUGUUGGCAAUGAUUCAUGUGAACCGCUGUACACCCAUCCCAGCUUUGCUUUUCACUUGUAUAUCAACUCUGCUGAUGUUGUGCACCAGUGACAUAUACACCCUUAUCAACUAUGUUGGCUUCAUCAACUACCUGUUUUAUGGGGUCACUGUUGCCGGGCAGAUUGUGCUUCGUGUCAAAGAACCAGACUUACAUCGACCAAUCAAGGUGAGCUUGGCGUGGCCAGUAAUUUUCCUGAUUUUCUGGGCAUUCCUGCUGAUCUUCUCUCUGUACUCGGAGCCUGUGGUGUGUUGCAUUGGUCUGGCCAUUAUGUUGUCAGGUGUUCCUGUGUAUUUAUUUGGCGUCUAUUGGGAAAACAAGCCCAAGAGCUUCAACUCCUUUGUUGCUAAACUGACACACUUGGGACAGAAGUUGUUCAUGGUGGUAUAUCCCGCUGAAGGCAGUGAAGACGGGAAUGAAGACAAAGACGAAUCUGGAUAGGAUUACAAGAAGUACAUUUACUGAGUCAUUCAUGGAUAUUCAUUCAUCAGCUAAACUUAAGCAAUAUGAAUUUGGUAGGUUAUGAAAAUGCAAAACAAACAUGCGUGUGGAGGAUAAUGUAAUAGCUAAAAAAAGUAUUUUUCAUUUGAAAGACUGGCCUUAAACAUUCUAGAUGCAAUACUGCCACCAAUUGGCAAGAUUAUUAGAUGCAAUAUAAAUAUUGUUGCUGUGACUGUUACGGAUCAUUUUUUUAUUUUUAUAUUGAGCAUACUAUUGUACUCUCUUCAUCAGUCUCUGGUGUUUGUAUUCACUACAUUUUAUACUCUAUUGUAAGAAGAUUGAAUAAUAUUGGAGAUAAUGUUUUGCAUUUUUGUGUGUGCAAGUGUUUCAUUUGUAUUCGCUUUUCAGACUUCAGACUUGAAAAUAAAUAAUGACCCAAAACACAAACAACAGAAAGAAAGAAAGAAAGAUGUCUGUGUGUUAUUUACCAGCAUGGAAUCUUGCCAGCAUGGAAAUGUCUGUAAUUUAGGAGUAAAUGGGAACAAUGGCUUGCUGUGUUAUAUAACCCACAUCCUACACCCUGCU